GAAAAGAAAGAAUAAAGUCAGCCUUGCAAUGAGAGCGAAAAUAACAUAAAGGAGGAGGGAAACAUUAUAAAAAAAGAAGGCAGGGAGAGAAAGAGAGAGAAUCUGGUGGGCUUUGAGCUGUGAUUUAGCUGUCCUUUUGGUGAAUAAUUAUUAUUUCUUUUCUGGCAGAGACUCUCUCUCUCUCACACACAUAUCUCCAAAAUCCCUACUAGAAAAAACCCUCCUCACCCGUUCUCUCUCUCCUCAAACCCAAAAUCCCUAUCUUUUCUCUGUUACCUCUCCCCACAUUUUCUUCUUAGAUCUCGAGGUGAACCACAAACAACAGCAUAAUCAUCUCUGCAAAAAACCCCAUUUGCAAUCCAAGCUUUGCCAAGAGCAAGAGAGUGAGGGAGAGAGAGACAGACAAGGACGAGCCAAGGCAAAGGGAAACAAUAAAAGAAAAGAAAGUGGCAUUUGUUAAAUCAGAUGUCUCAUGUGAGAUGAAGAAGAAGACUCAUAUCAAGCUCCAUUCUUCUCAUCUCUCCCUCCUGCUCAUUUCACUCUUUAUUGGCUUCUGUUCCUGUGAGCAGCAUUCCAUUUCAAGCCAUGGGGGCCUCACAGACCAAGAAGUCUUGUACAUCAAGCAGCGCCAGCUUCUCUACUACAGAGAUGAGUUUGGUGACAGAGGGGAAAGAGUCACUGUUGACCCAUCUCUUGUCUUUGAAAACCCAAGACUCAGAAAUGCUUACAUAGCUUUACAAGCUUGGAAACAGGCUAUUCUUUCUGACCCUUUCAAUCUCACAGGUAAUUGGGUUGGAUCUGAGGUUUGCAGCUACACUGGGGUUUACUGUGCUCCUGCACCUGAUAACAAGAAAAUCAAGACCGUUGCUGGCAUUGAUCUAAACCAUGGUGAUAUUGCUGGGUACUUGCCAGAGGAGCUUGGCUUACUCACUGAUCUUGCAUUGUUCCACAUCAACUCCAAUCGCUUCUGUGGUACUGUUCCACACAAGUUCAUAAACUUGAAGAUACUGUUCGAGCUGGAUCUUAGCAACAACCGGUUUGCUGGUAAGUUUCCUGACGUGGUUCUGAAGCUGCCUAAGCUCAAGUUCUUGGAUCUGAGGUUCAACGAGUUCGAAGGAACCGUACCAAAAGAACUUUUCGACAAAGACUUGGAUGCCAUUUUCAUCAACCACAACCGCUUCAGAUUCAACAUCCCUGACAACUUUGGUAACUCUCCGGUUUCUGUUAUUGUCCUAGCCAACAACAAGUUCCACGGAUGCGUGCCUUCUAGUCUCGGUAACAUGUCAGGUCUUGAAGAAAUCAUUCUCAUGAACAAUGGUUUCAGAUCUUGCUUGCCUGAAGAAAUCGGUUUGCUCAAAAACUUGACUGUCUUCGAUGUUAGCUUCAACAAGUUAAUGGGUCCUUUGCCUGACAAAAUUGGGGAGAUGAUCAGCCUUGAGCAACUCAAUGUGGCACAUAAUAUGCUCUCUGGUAAAAUUCCAGCCAGCAUUUGCAAGUUACCCAAGUUGCAAAACUUCACAUUCUCGUACAACUUCUUCACUGGAGAGCCACCAGUUUGCUUGAGCUUACAAGAUUUCGACGACCGAAGAAAUUGCUUGCCUGCAAGACCUUUGCAAAGAAGCGCGGCGCAAUGUAAGUCUUUCUUGUCUAGGCCAGUGGACUGCAGCUCAUUUAGAUGUGCUCCUUUCGUACCUUCUUUACCCGCCCCACCUCCACCUUCUCCGCCAAUCCCGGUGCCUUCUCCACCCGUUGUUGUGCCAUCACCUUCA
Messenger RNA from Theobroma umbraticum, 1769 nucleotides. Its product is annotated as Leucine-rich repeat (LRR) family protein. The record is from RefSeq and is a predicted model, not a curated record. NCBI's taxonomy places the organism in Eukaryota, Viridiplantae, Streptophyta, Magnoliopsida, Malvales, Malvaceae. Gene Ontology annotation, molecular function: protein binding.